CUCUCUAAUUUAAAGGGCACAAAACACAUAAAAGAAGCAGCAGCAGAACACAUAGAAGAGAGAUAGACAGAUGGGUCGUUCUCCUUGCUGUGAGAAAGCCCACACCAACAAAGGUGCAUGGACCAAAGAAGAAGAUCAGCGCCUCAUCAACUACAACAGAGCCCAUGGCGAGGGCUGCUGGAGAUCUCUCCCUAGAGCCGCAGGUUUGCUGCGUUGUGGAAAGAGUUGCAGAUUAAGAUGGAUAAAUUACCUGAGGCCUGAUCUCAAAAGAGGCAAUUUUACUGAAGAAGAAGACGAGCUCAUCAUCAAACUCCAUAGUUUACUUGGAAACAAAUGGUCUCUAAUUGCUGGUAGAGUACCCGGAAGAACGGACAAUGAAAUCAAGAACUAUUGGAAUACCCACAUCAGGGUGGAGAUGACUGCUGCAACCUACACAAUAUGUGGCAAAAUUCCAGUGAAGAGCUCUGGAUUUUUCUUGCAAAUGGCUUACUCUGCACAACCUGGAGGCAUCAAAGCUCAAAUUAAGAGAGAGAUUCGAAAAAUCAAACAUAGCAAAUUCCCUGAAUUUACAGAAAAGGAUUCUUCAGACAUCACCAGAAAGAAACCCAAUAAUUAA
Messenger RNA from Telopea speciosissima, 616 nucleotides. Its product is annotated as myb-related protein 308-like. The record is from RefSeq and is a predicted model, not a curated record. The coding region runs from base 71 to 616 and encodes 181 amino acids. The transcript is spliced from 4 exons. NCBI's taxonomy places the organism in Eukaryota, Viridiplantae, Streptophyta, Magnoliopsida, Proteales, Proteaceae.